AUGCAAAUGAUGAAGGAACGGAUGAACUUUAUGAUGAAUGCCCUUAAAGGACGGGUGUCUACUAACCUCGAUGAUUUGGUCCAUCGAACUAAUUCGCCAUUCACAAUGUCCGUCACUUCAUUCUCCCUUCCACCGAAGUUUCACAUGCCGCAGGUGGAAAACUACGACAGAUCCAAGGACCCUUUAGAUCACUUGGAGUCUUUCAAGACCCUGAUGCACCUUCAAAGGGUGCUAGACGAGAUCAUGUGCAGAGCUUUCCCCAUCACGCUGAAAGGAUCCACAAGGAUCUGGUUCAGCAGGCUGAUGCCUAACUCCAUUGGAACCAUCAAGGAGUUAAGCGUCCAGUUCGCUUCACACUUCAUCAGAGGGCACAAGUACAAGAAGUCCACUGCAUGCCUGAUGAAUAUUAAGCAGCGGGAGGACAAGACGCUGAGGUCCUACAUCACCUGCUUUAACAAAGAGACCCUCUCAAUCGAUGAAACAAACGACAAAAUACUCAUGGUUGCCUUCACAAAUGGAUUACGGAAGGGGAAGCUCACAAGCUUCACCCCGUUAACUGCCCCGAUCGACCAAGUUCUGAUGCAAAUUAAGGAUGAAGGAGCCUUGACCUUUCCUGGUAAGCUGAAAGGAGAUCCUAACAAGAGGUCUAGGGAUAGGUACUGCCAUUUUCACCGCGAUCACGACCAUGAUAUAGCUGAUUGUUACGACUUAAAGCAGCAAAUCGAAGCUCUUAUCAAGCAAAGGAAGCUGCAAAGGUUCGUCAGUAAGGAAAGAGCGGACCCACUACAAGAACAGGCUCCUCGACGAGAAAAUGAGCGUCCUAGACUGCCCUUAGGUGACAUAAGAAUGAUUGUAGGGGGUACAGCGACUACCGGGUUAUCUAAAAAGGCCCGUAAGACCUACCUGAGGAUGGUCCACAACAUCCAACUGACAGGUUUCGUGCCAAAGAUACUGCGGAUCGACAACCCCGUCAUCGAAUUCUCGGAAGAAGAUGCCCGACGUCUCCACCACUCCCACGACGAUGCACUGGUCAUCAGCAUACGAGUGGGGGAUUAUAAUACACAUCGGGUUUUGGUUGACAAUGGUAGUUUAGUUGACAUCCUUUACUACCCAGCAUUUCAACAGAUGAUGAUUGACAGAGAGCGACUAGUUCCGAUGAACGCACUGCUCGUUGGUUUCGGAGGAAGAAGGGUACACCCCCUUGGCGCAGUCACAUUAUCCGUAAUGGUGGGCGACGACCCCAGUAGAUCACUAAGGACGUAA
Molecule: messenger RNA, 1263 nt
Organism: Quercus robur (English oak)
Lineage: Eukaryota; Viridiplantae; Streptophyta; Magnoliopsida; Fagales; Fagaceae
Exons: 2
Coding region: 1-1263 (420 amino acids)
Source: RefSeq, a predicted model, not a curated record